This is a messenger RNA of Trichomycterus rosablanca, 957 nucleotides long. It is a transcript of the gene pcgf1, whose product is annotated as polycomb group ring finger 1. Bases 1 to 828 code for a protein of 275 amino acids. Gene Ontology annotation, biological process: negative regulation of transcription by RNA polymerase II. The record is from RefSeq and is a predicted model, not a curated record. Gene Ontology annotation, cellular component: PRC1 complex. The transcript has 9 exons. Lineage: Eukaryota; Metazoa; Chordata; Actinopteri; Siluriformes; Trichomycteridae. Gene Ontology annotation, molecular function: promoter-specific chromatin binding.
AUGCCCACUCCCGUUACCCGGAAGUACGCACAAUUCCCAAAGAUGGCGGAGCAAGGUCCAAUGGCGAUAGCGAUGCGGCUAAGAAAUCAGCUCCAGAACGUGUAUAAACUGGACCCUUUGAGAAAUGAAGAAGAAGUGAAGAUAAAAAUCAAGGACCUGAAUGAACACAUUGUGUGCUACCUGUGUGCAGGAUACUUCAUCGAUGCCACUACUAUUACAGAAUGUCUUCACACCUUCUGCAAAAGUUGCAUUGUCAAAUACCUCCAGACCAGCAAAUAUUGUCCAAUGUGUAACAUUAAAAUACAUGAAACACAGCCCUUACUGAAUCUGAAACUGGACAGAGUAAUGCAAGACAUCGUUUACAAACUCGUCCCAGGGCUACAGGAAAGUGAAGACAAGCGAAUCAGGGAAUUUUAUCAAUCAAGAGGCCUCGAACGUAUUAUACAACCAGUGGGAGAUGAUUCUUUGCCAGAUAACACAGGAUUACCUUACACCAGCUUCGAUCACUCUAAAGCCCAUUUCUACAGAUACGACGAACAAGUCUCGCUCUGUUUAGAACGGCAAAGCUUGUCAUUAUCUGGAAAAGACAAAAAUAAGUUAACUUUACAGCAAAAAUUUGUUCGUUGUUCGGUUCGAGCGGAGGUCCGGCAUUUAAGGAAAGUCUUGUGUCAUCGACUUAAUGUAGAGAGACAUCAGGUCCAAAUGCUGUUUAAUAACGAAUCUCUACCAGAUCACAUGACGAUGAAGCGGCUCUGGCUUUCCCACUGGUUUGGAAAGGCCCAGCCACUGGUUCUCCACUAUGCCAUCAAGGAUAAAAGAACAAGAUAGGAUAUGGAAAUAAUAUCAACUGGUGUACAUAUUUUGUAUUUUAUAUAUUCUAUUUUAAUAGUUUUUCUUUGCAUAUAUACUUAUUUUUUGUUUUGUAUUUUUGGAAAAUAAAUUAAUGUGUAAAAAAUA